This is a messenger RNA of Quercus lobata, 2019 nucleotides long. RefSeq lists its product as uncharacterized. The transcript has 4 exons. The record is from RefSeq and is a predicted model, not a curated record. NCBI's taxonomy places the organism in Eukaryota, Viridiplantae, Streptophyta, Magnoliopsida, Fagales, Fagaceae. Gene Ontology annotation, molecular function: DNA binding; RNA-DNA hybrid ribonuclease activity. Bases 1 to 2019 code for a protein of 672 amino acids.
AUGGGAUGUUUUCUUCUCCCAAAGAGUCUAUGUGAAGACAUUGAAGGGAUGAUGAGGAAUUUCUGGUGGGGGCAACGGAAUAAUGAGUCAAAAAUGGCUUGGGUGGGUUGGUCAAAAAUGUGCAAAUCAAAGCUAGAAGGAGGUAUGGGCUUUAGAGAUAUUCAAGCCUUUAACCUUACCAUGCUAGCAAAGCAAGGUUGGAGAAUGUUAUCCAACCCUUCAUCUUUAAUGGCUCGUCUGUACAAAGAAAAAUAUUUCCCAAAUGGUGAUGUGCUAAACGCCAAUAUUGGUAGCCGCCCCUCCUAUGCUUGGAAGAGUAUACAUAAGAGCUUGGAAGUGAUAAAGCAAGGCACUAGAUGGAGAGUGGGAAAUGGGAAAACAAUUCAUAUAUGGGAUGAUAAAUGGCUACCAACCCCAACCACUUACAAGGUUAUCUCCCCACAAAAGGACUUUGGCGAUUUCCCAAUGGUUUCGGCUUUGAUUGAUCAUGACACAAAGGGAUGGAGACGAGACAAGUUAGAAAGAAUUUUCUUGCCUUUCGAAGUUGAGACAAUCUUAAACAUACCAAUCAGCUAUCAUGCUCAGGAGGAUCAAUUAAUUUGGGUGGGAAAUAAAAAUGGAACUUUCACAGUGAAAAGUGCAUACUAUGUGGCUAGAAAAAUAAUUGAAGGAAAUAGCAGGGGAGAAUCUUCUGUUGGAGAUGUGAGAGCUCCAUUAUGGAAAAUGAUGUGGCACUUAAAUAUAGCAGCAAAGAUGUGGGUGGACUGCCCCAUUAGCUUGAUGGAUAUCAAUUGGGAUGCUUCUGAUAUGGCUAUUGAAAUUCUGCACCAAGGAACCAAAAGGGAUCUAGAGAAGUUUUUUGGGGUGGCUUGGAGGAUUUGGCUAAAUAGGAACCAGGUAAUUUAUGAGGAAAAGGGAGAACCAACAGCUCAUAUUUGGACGUCUGCAAUUCGUAUGACUGAAGACUACAAAGAUGCAAAUGACUUGAAGGCAAAGCACAAAGUGAUCAAGAAGCAACAUUGGGAACCUCCACCUGUGGGUUUCUACACUAUUAAUGUGGAUGGAGCCAUUCCUUCGACUAAUGAUCAAUCCGGGGCGGGAUUGUUAAUUAGAGAUUGGAACAGAAGAGUGAUAGCAGCUGUGUCUAUGCCCCUUCCAGGAAGAUACUCUGUUGAAGAAACUGAAGCAAUAGCAGUCGAACAAGGCUUAGUUUUGGCGAAAGAACUGGACCUGGAGAAAAUCAUUGUUGAAGGUGACUCCCUCCUAACCAUCCAAGCUGUUGAAACCAUGGAUGUUAGGGGGGUGGCUGGCCACAUUAUUAAAGGUAUUGUGCAGACCUGUAGUAGCUUUCAAGAGGCAAAAGUCAGACACAUUGACAGGAACAGCAACAAAAUAGCCCAUGAACUUGCCCAACAUGCCAAAAAAUCUAGAGAAAAAGCUGUCUGGAGGAGUGAGAUCCCAGAUUUUGGGGAUGAGCUUUUCACUUUAGCUACACUCAUUGUUCCUAGCGGUGGUACUUGGAAAGUGGGAUUGUUGAAAGCUAAGGGGAGCAUUUGGUUUUGUGAUGGUUGGGAGGAUUUUGUUGAGUUCUAUUCUAUUUCCGUUGGGCACCUUCUGGUCUUCAGAUAUGAAAGAAAUUCAAAUUUCCACAUUAUUAUAUUUGAUAAGACUGCCACUGAGAUUCAAUAUCCAUCCAACAAGAAUAUUGUUAAUUUGGAAGAUAUUGUGGACUUAACCGAAUUAGAUAAUAUAAACAUCUCGAGGCAUGACAAACAGCCUUCGGACACUUCUUCAAAAGGAAGAGAGAAAGCAAUCCAAGCAGCCAAAGUGUCCAUGCCUAAAGUUCGUUCUUUCAUGGCGAUCAUGCAACCGUAUAAUAUAAAGCUUAACUAUGUUUAUGUGCCUAAGGAAUUGCUAACAAGCACAUUGCUUGGAAUCAAUUUGUGGAUCUUCAGAUUUGUGGAGAAAAACAAUGGCGUGUCUGAUGCUAUCGCCAUACUGGUACAUCUUCAGCCAUGA